Branchiostoma belcheri (Belcher's lancelet) is the source of this 2715-nucleotide messenger RNA. RefSeq lists its product as uncharacterized. Gene Ontology annotation, molecular function: sarcosine oxidase activity; flavin adenine dinucleotide binding. The coding region runs from base 229 to 2637 and encodes 802 amino acids. Lineage: Eukaryota; Metazoa; Chordata; Leptocardii; Amphioxiformes; Branchiostomatidae. The transcript is spliced from 13 exons. The record is from RefSeq and is a predicted model, not a curated record.
UCCCGGGAUGGAGAGCGCUGAUUGGUUCCGCGGAAAAGGAUAGUACGAUACGAAUCUCGCCGUUUCUCCUUUGAAAGGUUGAUGUUUUCGGCAUCUUGCGGGUUCCCAGAUUCUGCCCAGACCGAGUUUAGGACGUUAUUUCUCCCGUACGUUUGUGCCUUGGGCGUUACGGUUGCUUGUUGUUCGUUAGGACGUUGUUAGGUAUGAUGCGGGCAGACUAGCAGCAUCAUGUGUAUGAAGAAGGAAGGGUGUAUGCCGGAUGUGGAUAUGGACGACACCUGGACCACGGUGGCCGUGUGUGUGGGCUCCAUGAUCUCUCUGGGGUUUGUUUACAUGGCGUACAUGGCUUUCCGAUACGGGCUGCUGGACCCACCCAAGUUCACCUGUCUGCAGCUCGUCUACAGUUGUGGAUCCAAAGUCAAUGUCAAAGCCAACGAUCCCCCCGAGCCGAUCCGGAGAUUGUCUGUAGCUCGUCUACAGAGAUGUUGGGGUGACGUCACAGUCUGUCCCAGGGUGUGCCUAGUCACAGGCUCAGCUCUCUGUCCCAAGGUGCGCCAACGUGUGUACCGGCUGCGGUCCGCCAUGUGCAAUAAGAAGAAGGACCCUGAGUGCGACUUUGACCUGACUGACGACUGGACGCUGGUGGCCAUCAUCAUUGGCUGCCUGAUCAUGCUGGGGUUCGUGCAGAUGACCUACCUGGCCAUACGGUACGGCCUCAUGGACCCGCCCAAGGAGGAAGAGCCACCGAAAAGAUACAGGAGGAAGAGGAAGACUCCAAAGGCAGCGGCGACAAGCAGACAGAGGAGUCGGCUGUGUGAUGACGUCAUCUCCAGAUAUGCAAUUCCCCCGUUUUCCGCAAGGUGGCGGACCGGCGACUUUGGCUGCCUUACCGGGCCGUGCAUGGCGCAGAGCUCUAACGUUAUAUAUAACAGUAACAAACUCACCGUAACCUCGGACAAACCGCUCUCUAUGAUAACCAUUACCGCGUGCGCAAUCAGCUUUGUACAUAGCUUGCCAUGGCAGCGAAAGGAAACGGAAACUACCCGGAGGGGAAGGCUGGCUACAAGGCGGGGAAAGCAGCUGGUUAAGAUAAGGGGGAAGCUAGGAAACGAACCGUUAGGCUGUGUCGCGGGAAGGCAGAGAGAAAAGAAGCCUUUUCACCAGGACCAGAUCAUCACAAGGAGACAAGGGCGCGAUCCGCGGACAUUGGACGACUUGUUGGUGCUUACACGUAAUAUCACUAUGGACGUGUCUGUCCAAACAGACGGGUACCGCUACCAGGCGGAAGCGGAACAAGGUACCACUAGCAGACAGACGGGUACCGCUGCCAGGACGGGUACCAGGCGGGAAGCGGCCAGCAUGUCCGGUGCGGAAGCGGUCAGCAUGUCCGGUGCAGGCGGCCGUGUGUACGACCUGUGCGUGGUGGGGGCGGGGAUGGUCGGCUCGGCCGCCGCUCGGCACGCGUCUGAGGACCCGGGCGUCCGGGUGUGUCUGGUCGGGCCCGGGGAGCCACAGGAUCGACAAAUGAACCGCACUAUUUUUGGCGCGCAUUACGACGAGGGCCGCAUCACCCGUGCCCUCGACCCUGACCCCACCUGGGCACUACUUGCACAGAGAUCCAUCCGCAGAUAUCGUGACUUGGAGAGAAAAACCGGUAUCAAGUUCUUCCAUGACGUCGGGUUUCUCGUGGUCGGCACUGCUGAAAGCGAUUACGUCAGAGACGUGCUGAAGAACUCGCGAUCUGAUGACGUCACCCUCCGGACGCUUUCCCGCGCUCAGACCAGGGAGAUGUUCCCUUAUUUGGACAUCGGGGAGGGGAUGGUGGGGCUGCUCGAUUCCCGGAACUGCGGACACGUCUCCCCCAGGCGGCUUGUGAGCGCACUGCAGACUGCAGCACACCUGCAGGGGUGUGACGUGGUUGAUGACGUGGUCUCCUCGGUAGAAGCCCCUGCCGGCUGGGCGAGACGCGCAGGCGCCAACCUGGCGGUGCGGACCGAGACGGGGGCCGUUAUACACGCCCGGCGGGUGCUGCUGGCCACGGGAGCCUUCACCACGUUCCGCCGCCUGCUGCCGCCGGGGCUCCGGCCGGACGUCAGGCUCACCGGACAGACAGUCGCACUGGUGGAGAUUAGCGAGAGUGACGCCGAUCGCCUGCAGCGCAUGCCCAGCAUGGUCUACCGGCACCCGACGGACCCGGGGAAAUGGUUCUACAUCCUGCCGCCGAUUCGCUACCCCGACGGCAAGUAUUACCUGAAGAUCGGGCACGGCGGCCGCUGGGAGGCGCUGUUGCACAGUGAGGAGCAGGUCCGGGACUGGUUCCUGUCCGGCGGGGAUCCGGACGCCAUCCGCGUCAUGGCGGCCGCGCUCAUGGAACUCGUCACCGGAGUGAAGCCGCUCUCUGUCCACGGCGACGCAUGCGUAACGGUCAAGACGCCGACAGAACAGCUGUACGUUGCCAUGGUAACCCCGUCGCUGGGCGUGGCCCUGGGUGGCAACGGGUGGGCGGCGAAGUCAUGUGACGAAAUCGGACGAAUGGCAGCGAAGAUGAUCCUGAAGGGCCAAUGGGACCACGACCUCCCCGGGGAUCGGUUCAGAGUCAGAUGGGUUGAAAAAACGCAGGCGAAAUCUAAACUGUAACCCGUUUGUACAACCUGCUACACGAGUAGGGAAACGCUGAACUGUCUACGUGGUAAAUACGAUUGUUUAUCCGUGUUG